Plodia interpunctella (Indianmeal moth) is the source of this 809-nucleotide messenger RNA. It is a transcript of the gene Rrp46, whose product is annotated as Rrp46. NCBI's taxonomy places the organism in Eukaryota, Metazoa, Arthropoda, Insecta, Lepidoptera, Pyralidae. The transcript is spliced from 5 exons. Gene Ontology annotation, cellular component: nuclear exosome (RNase complex); cytoplasmic exosome (RNase complex); nucleolus. The record is from RefSeq and is a predicted model, not a curated record. The coding region runs from base 125 to 790 and encodes 221 amino acids. Gene Ontology annotation, biological process: rRNA catabolic process; nuclear mRNA surveillance; U4 snRNA 3'-end processing.
UUUAUAUGUCAUUUCCACAUGUUUGUAUUUUCAACUGAGAUUUCCAAUGUUAUUUUCUAUGUUUCUUCGUAAUAGUGUUCACUAAAUUUAAUUUAUGUAAACUAGAUACAAAUAUAAUUUCAAAAUGGGUGUUGAGGAAAUGGAUUCUAAAGAAUUUAAAUUAAAACCUAUGAAGUGCGAAUUGAAUUUUCUAAGUAAAUCCGAUGGUUCGGCGAUUUUGUCUCAAGGUGAGACUGUGGCUUUAGCAAGUGUAAAUGGACCAAUCGAUGUAAAAAUGCAAAGUCAAAGUAUAGAAAAAUCAAUGUUGGAAGUCCUUUUUUGUACUAAAAGUGGGAAGCCAUCAGUUGGCGACAGAUAUAAAGAGAAUGUGAUAAAACAGACCUGUGAGACCGCAAUCCUGGGUAGUUUAUACCCGCGAACAGCCAUCACUGUCACUAUACAGGAGCUGGAGGACUACGGAGGGUUGCUGUCGUGCAGCUUGAACUGCGUAUGUCUAGCGUUACUGAACGCGGGCGUGUCCCUACGCUACGUGUUCGCGGCCGUGUCGGUGGCGCUCGACGACGCCGGCGCGCUGCUGCUCGACCCCAGCGGCCGGCAGGCGGACGCUGCGCGCGCGCACAUGAACUUCGUGUUCGAGAGUCGGGGGAAGACGCUUAUUACCAGUUUCACAGAAGGCUCGUUCGGCGAGGACACGUACAGAGAGGCGCUGGAGCGGAGCCGCGCUGCCAGCGACCUGAUCUUCGGGUUCUACCGCGAAGUCGUCUCCAAAUAUGGAAAUGUUAUAGGUUAAUAUAUUAUUAUGCGAGUCA